AUGAGCUGCCGUUACGUGGGAUUCCCGUUCGUGAAGAAGAGUGGUCAGUCGUCUUCACCGUGGGUGCCGCAAGAGGAACGGCUUCAGCAAAUCUUGCAGCUUCUGAAGGAUUCGCUGUCUGCUGAGGAAGCGACGAGGCUAACGGCUCGGCAGGAACUCAAGAAACUGAGCGAAAUUCCCAACUUCAGCAACUACCUGGUAUUCAUAGUCGCAGAGUUGAAGUUUGAGAAUGAGCGGUUGACAAAACCAACCGGAUCUUUGUUGGAUGAAGAUGUGACUGCCGACUCUGGCAACGUUCCCCGGCAUGUGAGCGACUCCACCGAGACAAACAGCUUCGAAAGCGUGGACGAUCCCUUGGCGGUGAUCGUUGCUGCUCUGGGCUUCUUCAUCACGACUGACUCGACGCUCGAGCUCACACGCUGGCCUGAAUUGCUUCCGCGGCUCGGCGAACUGCUAGACUCGAAGGACGACAGAGUCUGCGAGGGUUCAUUCGGGGCGCUGCACAAGAUCUCUCGGGACUACGCUGAGGCGCUGGAUACAGGGCCACUGAAAGAUCAGCUCACUGUUCUUGUACCCAAGUUUCUGAAGUUCUUUCGGCACAAGAGCCCUCGGAUCCAGUUCUGCGCCAUAACUUUCAUCAGCCUGCUAUUCCUCAAUCGCGCACAUGCGGUGAUGGUCCACGCUGACUCCGCUGUUGCGAGCUUACUGCAGUUGGUGUAUGAAGAAGACUCCAAAGUGCAGAAAACCAUGUGCCGUGCUCUGAUAGUGCUGCUAGAAUAUCAAAUCGACUGUCUCAUCCCUCAUAUGAGCAGCAUCAUAGAGUACGCGAUGGUCAGGAUGCAAGAUACCGACGGAAGCGUUGCUCUAGAGGCGUGCACGACAUUGGCCUUUCUGACGAAGAAGCCAGUCUGCAAGGAAGCGCUGGCUCCGUGCUUGUCACGCCUAGUCCCCAUUCUAGUCCAACGUAUGAAGUACUCAGACUAUGACUUAAGACAAUGCAAUGAAGACGUACGAGCCAUCCGGCCUACGCUUGGCCAGAUUAAAAAAGCAACAGAGGACAACACUGGCGGAUGUUCUGUGGCAGACAAAAUACACGUCGAUGACAUCUUCUACAAGUGGAAUAUGAGGAAUUGCUCAGCGGAUGUGCUGGACGGUAUAGCCAUGGUGUUCAACGCGGAAGUGUUUCCCCUGCUGCUGCCUUUGCUUAAGGAGAUGCUGCACAAGGAUUGGGUGAUUAAGGAAUCGGCCAUUUUUGUCCUUGGGGUCAUCGCUGAGGGUUGCAUGGAAGGUAUUUCCCAGUAUCUAGAGGAUCUGACCACGUACUUGCUUCUUCACCUUAGAGAUGACAAAGCCCCUGUGCGGUCGGCGGCCUGCUGGACCCUGAGCCGCUACUCCCACUGGAUGUUGAGCCAGCCGAACCACCGCUACUUCGAGCCACUGGUGAACCAACUACUGGAGCGGGUCAUGGACGACAGUGAAAUGGUCCAAGAAGUUGCUUGCAAUGCCCUUAUCACCGUAACAGAGGAAGCCAAAACAAAGCUCGUGCCAUACCUCAACGCCAUUUUGGACACGAUCUACUGUAGCUUCAGGAAGUACAGGCGUCCACGUUUGUAUAUGCUGUACAAUGCAAUAAGAACGCUUGCAGACUGUGUAGGACCAGAACUCAAGAGGCUAGUGGCGCUGGAAACGCUGAGUGGACUGGCGGAAGGUUUGGAAAGCGACAUUGAGCCUUUUGUCGCGGAUACCAACAUCAUUGAGCUCAUGUUCCAGUGUGGGAAGGACUCGGUGCCAGAAGUGCGUCAGGCCACGUUCGCCCUUCUUGGAAACCUCACCAAAGCCUGCUUCAACUGUCUUGUGUCCGUUACGUGCAAAUUCCUUCCUAUACUUGGUGAGAACUUGAACCCAGAGAUUACACCAGUGUGCAAUAGUGCGACCUGGGCAAUCGGCGUGAUCACCAUGAAGUUGAGAAAUGGUGUCAAACCGCACAUGUCUAAUGUGGUUACUAGACUGGUGACUAACAUGAAGCUCUCGAACACGUCGAAAACCUUGCUUGAGAACACUGCUAUUGCAAUCGGAUGUCUUGGUUACGCUUGCCCAGAGGAAAUGGCGCCGAAGUUACUUCAGUUUAUUGGUCCAUGCUGCUCGGCACUGGGAAAAGUUCAGAACUGUGAAGCGAAGGACUUCGCGUUCCGUGGCAUCUGCAGUAUGGUUUGUGUGAACCCGGAUGGAGUCGUUCUUGACUUCAUUUUCUUCCUUGAGGCCAUCCUUUCCUGGGCCAUUCCUGAGGACGACUUGAAGCAGUCCGUCAGUGACCUGCUCCACCGCUUCAAGAAGAUGUUUGGGAGCAAGAAAUGGCAGUACUUCUCCGAACAGCUUCCACCUGCACUCAGGGGGCGAAUGCUAGACAACUAUGGCAUCUGA
Dermacentor silvarum is the source of this 2421-nucleotide messenger RNA. RefSeq names its product transportin-1-like. The transcript is spliced from 2 exons. The record is from RefSeq and is a predicted model, not a curated record. The coding region runs from base 1 to 2421 and encodes 806 amino acids. Gene Ontology annotation, cellular component: cytoplasm; nucleus. NCBI's taxonomy places the organism in Eukaryota, Metazoa, Arthropoda, Arachnida, Ixodida, Ixodidae. Gene Ontology annotation, molecular function: nuclear import signal receptor activity; protein binding. Gene Ontology annotation, biological process: protein import into nucleus.